UUGUUAAAUACAUUAAUAAAAAUAUACAGUUUCUACUGCGUAUCUCAACUGCUUUAUAUUAAGGCCAUGUUCGUUUACGUGUCGCGCGACCUGCGACCUGCGACCUUCGACAUGCGACUUGCGACUGAUCGCAGGUCGCAGGUUGUUGUUCGUUUUGCUUUCGCGCAACAUGCGACCUGCGAUUGGUCGCAUGCCGCAAGUCGCAGGUUGUUAUUCGUUUUGAAAUCGCGCGACUGAUCGUACGACCAGUCGCGGGUUCCCAAUCAAGUCGCCGGAAAAAACAGCGACUAAAAAUUAAGGAAAUUUUGAUCGCGCGACUGGUCGCAGGUCGCAGAUCGCAGGUCGCGCGACAUGUAAACGAACAUAGUUUUAGCCGCAGGUCGUAGGUUUAGUCGCAGGCCGCAAGUUGCAGGUCGCGCGACACGUAAACGAAUGUAAUCUUAGUCGCAAGUCGCAGGUCGCGAGUUCGCGAGACGUAAAUGAACAUGGCUAACUCUACCAAUCAAAUACCUAAGUAAGUCCAGAAAACAUAUAAGUGGGCUUUAAAUAAAGAUCAAGCCCAAAUCAAUUCCGAAAAUAAGAGACGAAACUAAACUUGACUUGUGUAGCUGACUUCUUCAGACAAAACACAGAACCUGCAAAUGCAAGGAACAGAGACAUACAAUAUCUGGGAUUCAGUUUGUAAUCACUAGAUGAACCAGACACUAUGGACGUUCAAAUCUUUUCGAGACCUUCUUCUGAAAUGCGUUGCGGAGAGAGAUCUCUUCACAGGGAAAACCCUACACGCGCGUUACGUGAAAUCCCUCGUAGCUUCUUCCACUUACCUCUCAAACCACUUCGUAAACCUCUACUCCAAAUGUGGACGCCUCACCUCCGCACGUGCAGCUUUCGACUGCACGGAACAACCCAAUGUCUUCUCUUACAACGUAAUCGUCAAAGCUUACGCGAAAGACUCGAAAAUCCACAUUGCACGACAGUUGUUCGACGAAAUUCCUCAACCAGAUACAGUCUCUUACAACACCCUAAUCUCUGGGUACGCUGAUGCUAGAGAAACUCUCCCGGCUAUGAUCUUGUUCAAGAGGAUGAGAGAGCUGGGUUUUGAGGUUGAUGGUUUUACCUUAUCAGGGUUGAUAGCAGCUUGUUGUGACCGCGUUGAGUUGAUAAUGCAGCUUCAUUGUUUCGCUGUGUCGGGAGGGUUUGAUUCUUACUCUUCUGUGAACAAUGCUUUCGUCUCGUAUUACAGUAAAGGAGGGCUUUUGAGAGAGGCGGUGUCGGUGUUUUAUGGGAUGGGUGAGUUAAGAGAUGAAGUUUCAUGGAACUCGAUGAUUGUGGCUUACGGGCAGCACAAGGAAGGAGCAAAGGCCUUAGCUUUGUAUAGAGACAUGAUCUUGAAAGGGUUCAAGAUCGAUAUGUACACAUUAGCAAGUGUUUUAAAUGCUCUCACGAGCUUGAAUGAUCUGAUCGGUGGACGUCAGUUCCAUGGUAAGCUAAUCAAGGCUGGAUUUCACCAAAACUCACACGUGGGGAGCGGUUUGAUCGAUUUCUACUCGAAAUGUGGAGGUCGUAACGGUAUGUCUGAUGCAGAGAAGGUGUUCCAAGAGAUUCUAUCGCCGGAUUUAGUUAUCUGGAACACGAUGAUCUCAGGGUAUUCAAUGAACGAGGAACUCGCUGAAGAAGCUGUGAGGAGUUUCAGACAGAUGCAACGUAUAGGACAUAGACCUGACGACUGCAGUUUUGUCUGUGUCACAAGCGCUUGCUCGAAUCUCUGCUCCACUUCUCAAGGUAAACAGAUACAUGGCUUGGCGGUCAAGUCACACAUUCCUUCGAAUCGAAUCUCUGUGAACAACUCGUUGAUCUCCAUGUAUUACGAGAACGGGAACCUUCAAGACGCGAGGCGAGUGUUUGAUCGUAUGCCUGAGCUUAAUGCUGUAACGUACAACUGUAUGAUCAAAGGCUAUGCACAGCACGGGCGUGUAACAGAGGCUUUGCUCUUGUACCAACGGAUGCUGGACUCGGGUAUUGCGCCUAACAAUAUAACCUUUGUAGCCGUUCUUUCUACUUGCGUACACUCUGGUAAAGUCGCUGAGGGUCAGAGCUACUUCAACACCAUGAAGGAGAGGUUUAAGAUCGAGCCAGAGGCUGAGCACUAUUCUUGCAUGAUUGAUCUUUUGGGAAGAGCAGGGAAGCUAGAAGAGGCCGAGAGAGUCAUAGACUCGAUGCCGUUUAAGGCAGGCCCUGUUGCUUGGGCCGCGUUGCUCAACGCUUGUAGAAAACACAAAAACAUAGCGCUUGCCGAGAGAGCAGCUAAUGAGCUUAUGGCGAUGAAACCUAACGCCGACACGCCGUAUGUGAUGCUAGCAAACAUGUAUACGGAUGCAGGAAGAUGGGAAGAGAUGGCGGCGGUGAGGAAAUUAAUGAGGUCGAGAAGGAUAAGGAAGAAGCCAGGAUGUAGUUGGAUAGAAGUGAAGAAGAAGGAGCAUGUAUUCGUGGCGGAAGAUUGGUCUCACCCAAUGAUACGUGAAGUGUGUGAGUACCUAGAGGAGAUGAUGAAGAAGAUGAAGAAGCUUGGGUAUGUGAUGGAUAAGAAAUGGGCAAUGGUGAAGGUGGAUGAGGCGGGAGAAGGAGAAGAAGAGAUGAGGUUAGGACAUCACAGCGAGAAGCUAGCCGUGGCGUUCGGGUUGAUGUCGACGGGACAUGGAGAGGAGAUAGUUGUGAAGAAGAAUCUGAGGAUAUGUGGGGAUUGUCACAAUGCGAUCAAGUUUAUGUCGGAGGUUGCGGGUAGAGAGAUCAUUGUGAGGGAUAACCUUAGGUUCCAUUGCUUUAAAGAUGGCAAGUGUUCAUGUGGGGAUUAUUGGUAAUAAUGAUUGAUUUAAACUCAAUAAAAUAUAAAAAAAACUGUGUUGAUGGAUACAACAUGACAAAAAAAAAAACUGACUUGUUACAAAAUACAAGGAGAAUAUCGCUUACGCUAUUUUUUGUUGUUCUUGUUUCGCGAGGGGCUCUACGUGUGAAUAUGCUUUAGUGUGGAACAGUAGGGGGAUUGGUGGUGGCUUGUUAAUGUAGUGGCUUAAGGUGGAAGACUUGGCAGGCUGGUUUGUAUGAUCCUUUGGAUACAGCCUGUU
Brassica napus (rape) is the source of this 3122-nucleotide messenger RNA. RefSeq names its product pentatricopeptide repeat-containing protein At3g49710. Gene Ontology annotation, biological process: RNA modification. The transcript has a single exon. The coding region runs from base 693 to 2858 and encodes 721 amino acids. Lineage: Eukaryota; Viridiplantae; Streptophyta; Magnoliopsida; Brassicales; Brassicaceae. Gene Ontology annotation, molecular function: RNA binding; zinc ion binding; protein binding. The record is from RefSeq and is a predicted model, not a curated record.